Messenger RNA from Microsporum canis CBS 113480, 1047 nucleotides. RefSeq names its product C2H2 conidiation transcription factor FlbC. Gene Ontology annotation, cellular component: nucleus. The transcript has 4 exons. Gene Ontology annotation, molecular function: RNA polymerase II cis-regulatory region sequence-specific DNA binding; DNA-binding transcription factor activity, RNA polymerase II-specific. The record is from RefSeq and is a predicted model, not a curated record. Lineage: Eukaryota; Fungi; Ascomycota; Eurotiomycetes; Onygenales; Arthrodermataceae. Bases 1 to 1047 code for a protein of 348 amino acids. Gene Ontology annotation, biological process: regulation of transcription by RNA polymerase II.
AUGGUUCUGGAGCAUGGGCAUCGCCAGUAUGGCGGUAUGGCGUAUGACGGCGUAUACCAGAACCAUGUCCAGUCCAAUCCUCCGCAGUUCAACGAUGCGUGGUCGGCGCAACCAUCCUCUCACCCUCCUGCCCCUGCAUACCCUUCCUCCAUUCCUCCUACGAACCCGAUAAAGCGUGAGGAUGUCCAGAGACCACUCCCACCGGCUCUCUCCAUGCCAUAUUCGAGUGUCCCCGUAUCGGCCCCGUCCAUGGUUCCAAACGGAAGUUAUCCUGCAGUUACCUAUGGCGGUUCAGAUAUCCUGGUGAUGCCCCAAGAUAUGCCCAGAACAUCGUUGGAACAGCAGCAGUCCUCGACCACCACCUCGCCCAUACAUCAAUUCCCUCCCACAUCGUACGGAUCUAUGGAAUAUGCACAUUCACUCCAGCAGCAGCAACAGCAACAGCAGCAGCAGCAGCAGAAUCACCCACAACAACCUCAUCACCCACAUCACCCCGAAAGUAGACCUUUACACCCAGGAUCUCAGCCACACUCUCAAGGUCCUCCCCCACCGAGCACUUUCGGCGAUGCUUUGGAUGCAAGCCGCGGAAUGGUUGCCCUUAGCCAGGAUCUGACUCCAAGAGGAAUCUACCCACCCCGCUCUUCCAGAGGGUCGGCGGAUUCCGCAUCAGUUGUAUCAGUCGACUCUUCUGUUACAGACUAUAGCUCGACAACAUCUGAAUCAUACGAUGGGCUUGCUUCUCGAACACUACCAAGACCAUCCGGUCUCAUGGGCGCGAUGCCACCAGGACCACAGUCGAUGAUGGGCCAGUUCAGCUCCAAAGUGCCAGCAAACACACAGAAGAAGCACAAGUGCAAGAUUUGUGAUAAGCGAUUUACGCGGCCUUCUUCUCUCCAGACGCACAUGUACAGCCAUACCGGUGAAAAGCCGUAUGCGUGUGACGUUGAGGGCUGUGGCCGUCAUUUCUCCGUCGUUUCCAACCUGCGGCGCCACAAAAAAGUACACAAGGGCGAGAAGGAUUCCGGCUCUCCUGAAGAGGAAGAGUAG